GUGUGUGUGUAUGAGUAAAGAGAUCAAAACCACGUCUGUAUCUCUUUACCACCACACACGUACUAUAUCUCUCCCUCUAUAUAUAUAUAUAUAUUCACAUCUGUUUCUUGAUCAUCUUUUUCUAUAAUCCCAAACCAGAAAUGAAGACAAGUAUCAACUCUCGUGAGGAAGAUGCACAACAAGAUUACCCCAACAAGCAAAACCCUAGUUAUUGUGAUCAUGUCGAACAAGAAGAUUCUGAUGAUGAUGAUGAUGAUGAAUCAGAAGAUGUUGACCACAGUUUCACUGGUCAAAGCCAACCCAAAAAUGGAUCAACAUCAAGCAACAGUACUGUUGAGGAGAUCAGUGAUAAGAAGGCUACCGGUUCGGUCACAGGAUCAGUUCGACCGUAUGUUCGCUCCAAGAACCCGAGGCUCAGGUGGACACCGGGUCUCCAUCUACGAUUUGUUCAAGCUAUUGAACGAUUGGGAGGUCAAGAAAGAGCAACACCUAAAUUAGUUCUUCAACUAAUGAAUAUCAAAGGCCUUAGUAUCUCUCAUGUCAAGAGCCAUCUUCAGAUGUAUAGGAGCAAGAAGAUCGAUGAUCCGAAUCAAGAACAAGGGCUUCUUAAUGAGGGUGAUGAUCACCAUAUUUUCCACCUUAGUCAACUUCCAAUGCUCCAAAGCUACAAUCAAAGGUCAAUUGAUAACUUUAGAUAUCAAGAUGGAUUGCGAAAUCCUCAAGGGAGCCCAAACUAUAACCCGAUUGUAGCCGGAUUAAAACACGGGGUUUAUGGUUCAACCGCGGAGAAAAUUUUCAACAUCAGGAGCGGUCAUUCAAGUUUCAACCAAGAUCAUGCUAGUUGGAAAAGCAUACAAAGCACGAAUAUAGAAGAAUCUCAACUGGGAGUAUUCAAGAAUCUCGAUGGAUUAACAAUGCUUAAUCAAAUUCAAAGAAAAAACGCUCGGAUGGACAUAAAUGUUACACUCGAAGAAGAUCCAGAGCAAGAGAAAAUGGCACUUAAAAGAAAGGAGCUUGAUCUUGAUCAUGAAUCCGAGCUUCUCGAUUUGAGUCUUUCAUUACAAAUGAAGAUCCCAAAGAAGGAUCAUACAAACAGUAAAAAGGGAAAAGAUGGUUUUAAUGAGAACAAUUUGUCUUUAUCUUUGUUUUCACCAAAUUAUGAUUCAUAUUCUAGUAGUAUUACAAGAUCAAAGCAUGCAAAAACAGUGGGUUGUAGCAGUGAAUCUCUUGAUCUGACUUUGUGAAAGAGACAAAGAUUAAGUGAGAUUUUGAAGGUACUUUUGUCCCAGAAAACAUUGCACAGAUUAUUGACUGUUGUUGUUAUACAUAUCAUGUGCAUGUGUGUGUGCAUGUGUCUAGUGAGUCUGCUAUUGUAUUAAUUAAAUGUUAUUACUGUUGUUAACCAGGGUGUACAUGUCAGAAUUUAUGUUUUUUAGGAUCUCAGUUAUCUUCCCAA
Molecule: messenger RNA, 1456 nt
Organism: Helianthus annuus (common sunflower)
Lineage: Eukaryota; Viridiplantae; Streptophyta; Magnoliopsida; Asterales; Asteraceae
Product: two-component response regulator ARR10
Exons: 5
Coding region: 141-1244 (367 amino acids)
Molecular function (GO): DNA binding; DNA-binding transcription factor activity
Source: RefSeq, a predicted model, not a curated record